CUUUCCGAUAUGGCAGACAGCAUUGACCAGUCGACCUUUGAGCAAAUUCUAGAAAUGGACGAUGAUGACGACGACCGGGAUUUUAGCCAGGGUAUUGUCUUUGGAUUCUUUGAACAGGCCGAAAACACUUUUGAAAAGAUGGACGAGGCAUUAAAAACGGAAAACCUCCCCGACCUCUCUUCGCUCGGACAUUUCCUCAAGGGCUCGUCAGCAACUUUGGGAUUAAUCAAGGUCAAGGACGCAUGCGAGAAGAUCCAGCACUGUGGAGCCGGCAAGGACGAGACUGGCACAGCGGACGAGCCCAAUAAGAAAACCUCCCUGGACCACAUCAAGAAGAUACUGGAACAAGCCAGGAAGGACUACGACGAGGUCGAGAAGUUCCUCCGCAGGUACUACGAUGAGGAAUCCUAA
Molecule: messenger RNA, 411 nt
Organism: Aspergillus wentii DTO 134E9
Lineage: Eukaryota; Fungi; Ascomycota; Eurotiomycetes; Eurotiales; Aspergillaceae
Product: Hpt domain-containing protein
Exons: 2
Biological process (GO): phosphorelay signal transduction system; phosphorylation
Cellular component (GO): cytoplasm; nucleus
Molecular function (GO): histidine phosphotransfer kinase activity; protein histidine kinase binding
Source: RefSeq, a predicted model, not a curated record